Messenger RNA from Pyrus x bretschneideri (Chinese white pear), 926 nucleotides. RefSeq names its product pentatricopeptide repeat-containing protein At4g01570-like. The coding region runs from base 67 to 570 and encodes 167 amino acids. The record is from RefSeq and is a predicted model, not a curated record. NCBI's taxonomy places the organism in Eukaryota, Viridiplantae, Streptophyta, Magnoliopsida, Rosales, Rosaceae. The transcript has 3 exons.
CUGUCAAACAGUUAAUAUAGUUUCUGCAUCUUCUUCUCAGUUAAUCCGUAUGUUUUUGGAAAUGCAAUGCGCCAUGGGAGGCCUUUCCUGGUCAAAGACCGCCACCACCACGGCGCCUCCCAGCUGGGAGACAUACUCCUGGUGGUCGCCAUCACCGAUACCCUCUCAACCUCCGGUACCCGCAACCUCCCGGAACCCCACACCCUCCCGCUUUCCGAGCCCCUACUCCUCCAAAUCCUCCGCGCCCAGUUCCUCCACCCCUCCAGAAAACUCGAGUUCUUCAUAUGGUGCUCUCUCACGCAUAACAUCAAACACUCGGCGCGCACCGCCUCCCGCUCUGGAUUCCUCCACGAGGUCCCUCAAUUGCUUCACUCCAUGAAGGAGGACGGCGUCGUGGUCGAUUCCCGGACCUUCAAAGCCCUGCUCGACGCGUUUAUCCGGUCCAGAAAAACCAGGUGGGUUUGGCCAUGGCCAUUUUGCUUAAGCUUCUGGAGGGAGGGGAUUCGAUUCAGGUGCCGAAUUCGAUUGCCUGCAACGAGUUACUGGUUGCUCUCAAAAAAUCUGACAUGAGGGUUGAGUUUAAGCAAGUUUUUGAUGAACCCUAAACCCUCAUUCAUGUGCUCUGCUUGGUGGGGAAGGUGAAUGAUGCACUUACUGUAUGGGAGGAAUUGAAGGGCUCCGGCCAUGAGCCGGACGCAAUUUCCUAUUCAGGGAUGUUGUAAAUGUUAUCGAAUAGACGAUGCCACUAAGAUUUUUAGUGAAAUGCAGCUCAAUGGAUAUAUCCCUGAUACCAUUGUUUAUAAUUCUCUGAUCUUACCCAACAGCUUCGGCUUUUCUCCUAAUCUUACCCAACCUUUUAAUCUCAACCAUUUAUGUACAUCCUAUGGUUACUUCAUAGUAGUUUAUAAAUUAUUUUCCUCUUAAAA